Messenger RNA from Aspergillus pseudonomiae, 759 nucleotides. RefSeq names its product bZIP transcription factor. Bases 1 to 759 code for a protein of 252 amino acids. The record is from RefSeq and is a predicted model, not a curated record. The transcript has a single exon. NCBI's taxonomy places the organism in Eukaryota, Fungi, Ascomycota, Eurotiomycetes, Eurotiales, Aspergillaceae.
AUGGAGGCGCCGAGCAGUGCCGACCCCAUGGACAUAACGGAGAAGAAAAGGAUACAGAACCGGAUGGCACAACAGAAAUACCGUAAGCUGUUCACGGUCAGAUAUCCACCACUCCGCCUCUGCCUUCGCUUACAGAGCUUCACAUCUACAGGUAAACGACUCAAGGAGAGAAUCCGGGAAUUGGAAGAGCUCAAGAAGCACAUGGGCGACAUUUCCGAACUCAAAGACCAUGUCGACGCAGCUUACUCGCCCCCUUCCACGAACAUCCAGACUGGGGCAUAUGCGACAGAAAGCACAAGCAUUGGUCUGCUACCAGAUCAGGAAAUCAGCGCUCCUGAAUCAGACAAUUGCCUGUGGGCCUUGAACUGCCCGCCGAUCAGCCCUGCCCAGUUCGACAACCACCCCGGAGUCUCACCAAGCUCGUCCCUGGAUUUUUUGUCUUCAACGUUUGAACAUCUUGAUUAUUCCUCAUCUUCGCUGUCAAGUGAGUCCCAACCACAUGUAAGUCCAUGCGCACAUGUGGCCCGUCAAUGGCCCUGCGCACUUUCUGCGCCAUCGCCCAGAGUAUCAAGUUCAUCGGCUCCGCACCAGGCGACGCGGGAUACUCAAUGCGUCAGUCCCGAGGACCAACCCUCCCCGGGGGCCGGCUGUGAGGAGCGAUUUAUCCACAUUCUCAACAGCAUACACCAAGCAGGGUAUGAGAGCAUCGAGAAAAGUAAGUUUGCCGCAUUCUCCAACCUGGACGGGCGUCCGAAGUAG